Messenger RNA from Ziziphus jujuba (common jujube), 1197 nucleotides. Its product is annotated as pectin acetylesterase 8. Gene Ontology annotation, biological process: cell wall organization. Gene Ontology annotation, cellular component: plant-type cell wall. Gene Ontology annotation, molecular function: pectin acetylesterase activity. The transcript has 12 exons. Lineage: Eukaryota; Viridiplantae; Streptophyta; Magnoliopsida; Rosales; Rhamnaceae. The record is from RefSeq and is a predicted model, not a curated record. The coding region runs from base 1 to 1197 and encodes 398 amino acids.
AUGGCCUAUACAAGAUUAAGCAAAUGGCUUGGUCUUGUAUUGUUUCUACUGAAUUUUCUUACAACAGAGGGGUCUUCAGUGGACAUUACUUAUCUGCACAGUGCAGUGGAUAAAGGAGCUGUUUGUUUGGAUGGUAGCCCACCUGCUUAUCACUUUCAAAAGGGAUCUGGCUCAGGGAUUAAUAGCUGGAUGGUUUACCAUGCGGGUGGGGGAUGGUGUGAUAAUGUGGCAGAUUGUUUGAAUCGGACAACGAGAGACUUGGGUUCAUCCAAACAUAUGACGAAGCAACUUAAUUUCACAGGAAUCAUGAGCAACCAACAAGAGCUUAAUCCAUACUUUUACAACUGGAACAUAAUCUUGAUUAGGUAUUGUGAUGGCUCAUCAUUCACCGGAGAUGUGGAAGCCGUAGAUCCUGCUACUAAUCUUCACUUCAGAGGAGCAAGGAUUUGGAAUGCUGUAAUGGAGGACUUAUUAGCAAAGGGAAUGAAAAAUGCUGAAAAUGCUAUACUGACUGGUUGUUCAGCUGGAGGAUUGGCAACAAUUCUUCAUUGUGAUAACUUCCAAGCUCUCUUCCCUAACACUACCAAAGUAAAAUGCGUUGCAGAUGGUGGUUUCAUCAUCAACGCGGAAGAUAUUAGUGGUGAACGAAAAAUUGAAACUAAAUUUAAUCAAAUAGUUGAACUUCAUAGCUCUGGGAAGAAUUUGCCUAAAUCCUGCACUUCACAAAUGAAACCAGAGUUGUGUUUCUUUCCACAGCAUGUGAUUGAACAUGUUCAAACACCCAUCUAUAUCGUAAAUUCACCCUAUGAUCUAUGGCAGGUGACAAACAUUCUUGUUCCUAAAACCGCUGACCCUCAUGGCACUUGGAAAUCUUGCAAUCAUGACAUAAGAAAUUGCUCGAGUGAUCAAAUCGGAACCAUGCAGCACUUCAGGACAAAAUUUUUGCAUGCAUUAAGUGGAUUGAAGAAGAAUUCUGAAUCUAAUGGAAUGUUUAUAGACUCUUGCUAUGUACACUGCCAAAUCGAUAGGCAAGAAACGUGGUUCAGAAACGAUUCUACCGUUGUACGGAACAAGAAAUUGGCAAAUGAAGUUGGAGAUUGGUUUUAUGAUGAUAAAUAUCGUCCAUUGCAGGAGCCAGAUUGUCCUUACCCUUGUAACCCUACUUGUUAUAACAUUGUAACCAAUAGUACUCAGUGA